AUGGAAGUGCUUAAUGAAAGAAUAGCGUCCCUUGACAAGAAUUCUCAGACACUUGCUAGGAGACUGCCUUUUGUCAACAGCACCCAGUUCCAUCCUUCCUUCUUUAUCCUUCUGGGGAUUCCAGGUCUGGAAGUUUUUCAUAUAUGGAUUGCUUUCCCAUUCUGUCUUGUGUAUCUGACUUCCCUUGUGGGAAACAUCACCAUUCUCUUUGUGAUCAAGACUGAACACAGCCUCCAUCAGCCCAUGUUCUACUUUCUGGCCACAUUGUCUAUGAUUGAUCUAUGUCUAUCCACAUCCACCAUCCCCAAAAUGCUGGGCAUCUUCUGGUUCAAUCUCCAGGAGAUCAGUUUUGGAGGCUGCCUUGCUCAGAUGUUCUUUAUCCACAUGUUUACAGGCAUGGAAACCGUUUUGCUGGUGGUCAUGGCUUAUGACCGCUUUGUUGCCAUCUGCAAUCCUCUUCAGUACACCAUGAUCCUCACCAAUAAAACCAUCAGCCUUCUCCUUUCAGUUGUUAUUGGAAGAAAUUUAAUUCUUGUGACUCCAUUUGUGUUUCUCAUUUUGAGACUGCCCUUCUGUGGGCACCACAUUAUGCCUCAUACAUACUGUGAGCACAUGGGUCUUGCCCGAUUAGCCUGUUCACCCAUCAAGAUCAACAUCAUUUAUGGACUUGUGGUGAUAUCUCAUAUCCUUGUGGACAUGAUUCUGAUUGCCUGUUCCUAUGUGCUUAUCCUUAGAGCUGUUUUCCAGUUUCCAUCUCAAGAUGCCCGAUUAAAGGCUCUCAACACUUGUGGUUCCCAUGUCUGUGUCAUGCUGUGUUUCUACACACCAGCCUUAUUUUCUUUUCUGACUCACCGCUUUGGCCAAAACAUUCCCCACUACAUUCAUAUUCUUUUAGCUAAUCUAUAUGUAAUUGUCCCACCUGCUCUUAACCCUGUCAUUUAUGGAGUCAGGACUAAGCAGAUUCGAGAGAAAAUAAUAAAAAUAUUUUUACAAAAAGAAUAA
Messenger RNA from Peromyscus californicus insignis, 1002 nucleotides. RefSeq names its product olfactory receptor 52E4. Gene Ontology annotation, cellular component: membrane. The transcript has a single exon. The record is from RefSeq and is a predicted model, not a curated record. Gene Ontology annotation, biological process: G protein-coupled receptor signaling pathway. Gene Ontology annotation, molecular function: G protein-coupled receptor activity; olfactory receptor activity. NCBI's taxonomy places the organism in Eukaryota, Metazoa, Chordata, Mammalia, Rodentia, Cricetidae. Bases 1 to 1002 code for a protein of 333 amino acids.